Macrosiphum euphorbiae (potato aphid) is the source of this 372-nucleotide messenger RNA. NCBI's taxonomy places the organism in Eukaryota, Metazoa, Arthropoda, Insecta, Hemiptera, Aphididae. The record is from the annotation of a GenBank genome assembly.
AUGAUGGAAAAUAGCGAUGAGAGUUCGGACAGUGAUCCGCCCGUGUCCGAAGAAAGUUCAGAAGAUGGGUAUUCAAAUGAUGAGCUUGAGUAUCGUUAUUAUAUCAAUCCAAUAAUGCGUUACGUCCCUGAAAACAUGCGAACAGAUGUUCGAAGGCUGUGUAAAGACACAGCACGGUUAUACUCAAAUGCAGAAACUAUUAAAAGGACUGCUCUUCAUUACAGAAUAGUUGAAGACGAAGAAAAAACCUGUAUGCAAAAAGAUUGCAAUAAAUUGACUUUUGGAAAAUGCGGCACAUGUCAUGUUUUUUUAUGUAUAGAUUCUGAAAAUGAUUGUUUUUCAAAGUUUCAUGAAAGGAAAAAAAAAAUGUGA